AUCUGGUAACACUAAAUCAGCGCGUCGUUUUCAAAGUCUCUUUCAUUCUUCGCCGGCUCGUGAGUUUAAGUUUUAAGUUUUAAAAAGCUGGAAUAAUGGCUGAUGAUCAGGGACGUGGGCGCAGGCGUCCACUUGAUGAGGAAGAACCCUCAACUUCCCGAGGCAAUAGAGAUGGACCGCAAAGCAAAAUAUUCAAAGGGGCUUCAUCGGAUGUUUCGAGAACAGAUCCUCGUGUCGAGCGCGGCGACAUUCCGCAUGAUCGAGAGAGAGAAGUUCCUGAUCCAGCUCCCAGGCGAGAGGAGCGUGGCCCUCCAGAGCGUAAACCGCGGGGCGAUUUCUUUGAGAUCGUGAAUUCCCGUCCAGCUGACUUGGUAUCUAAAAAAGGAACUGACGGAAAACCAGUAAUGCUGGAAACAAACUUCUUUCGACUAAAUACUAAGCCGGAGUGGCGAAUCGUACAUUACCACGUGGAGUUCGAGCCAAGCAUUGAGAACCCUCGCGUUCGGAUGGGUGUACUGUCGAAUCAUGCUAACAUCCUGGGAUCGGGCUACCUCUUUGACGGUCUGCAACUGUUCACCACCCGAAAAUUCGAUCAGCAAUUAACCGUGCUUGCUGGAAAGUCCAAACUUGAUAUUGAUUACAAAAUAUCAAUCAAGUUUGUUGGAUUUAUAUCUACUGCAGAGCCUCGCUUUUUGCAAGUGUUAAAUCUAAUAUUGCGCCGCUCGAUGAAAGGUCUUAAGCUGGAGUUAGUGGGUCGCAAUCUCUUUGAUCCGCGAGCUAAGGUCGAGAUUAGAGAGUUCAGAAUGGAACUGUGGCCGGGCUAUGAAACAUCGAUCCGGCAACACGAAAAGGAUAUCUUAUUGUCCACCGAGAUAACUCACAAAGUCAUGCGCACUGAAACGGUUUAUGAUAUUUUGCGACGUUGCUCGCAAAAUCCUGCUAGACACCAGGAUGAGUUCCGCGUGAAUGUUUUGGAUUUGAUUGUCUUAACCGAUUAUAAUAACAAAACUUAUCGUAUCAAUGAUGUUGACUUUGGGCAAACUCCGAAGUCAACAUUCAGUUGCAAGGGCAGGGACAUCAGUUUUGUGGAGUACUAUCUCACUAAAUAUAACAUACGCAUACGGGAUCAUAAUCAGCCGCUGUUAAUAUCGAAAAAUAGAGACUCGGCUCAAAAAACCAACGCCAGUGAAUUAGUGGUCCUUAUUCCUGAGCUUUGCCGAGUGACUGGUCUUACUGACGAUAUGCGAUCAAACUUUCAACUAAUGCGAGCCAUGCAUGGUCACACGCGAAUGAAUCCCAAGCAACGCAUAGAUCGACUGCGAAAUUUCAACCACCGCUUGCAAAGCACUCCAGAAAGUGUGAAAGUACUAAAAGACUGGAACAUGGAUCUCGACAAGAAUCUCACGGUAGUAAGAGGCCGCAUUAUCGAACCGCAGAAGAUAGUGUUCCAACAGGGAAAGGUUCCGGCUGGGGAAAACGCCGAUUGGACAAGAUCUUUCAGAGACCAAAAGAUGCUUACCACUCCAUCCGAAGGCAUCGAUCGCUGGGCAGUCAUUGCUCCAGAGAAAAAUUCUCGUGAACUAAGAAAUUUGCUUGAGCAUUUGUUCAGAGCAGCUAGUGGAAUGGGUCUCAGAAUUAGAAACCCUCAGGAAGUCAAAAUUUAUGACGAUCGCACCGCCACAUAUGUGCGAGCUUUGGAUGAUUGUGCCCGGAUGGAUCUCAAACUGAUCUUAUGCCUGGUCCCCAAUAUCAACGUGGAAAGAUACUCGGCGAUUAAAAAGAGAGGAUAUGUUGAUAGAGCUGUGCCAACUCAAGUUGUGACCACUAAAACAGCUUCCAAUCGUAGCCUUAUGAGCAUCGCUACAAAAAUAGCAAUCCAAUUGAAUUGCAAGUUGGGGUAUACUCCCUGGAUGAUCGAGCUACCUUUGUCUGGGUUAAUGACGAUCGGAUUUGACAUUGCGAAGAGCACACGUGAUCGCAAGAGGGCCUACGGAGCGUUGGUCGCUUCCAUGGAUCUUCAACAGAAUUCUACGUACUUCAGCACCGUCUCGGAGUGCAGUGCCUUCGAUGUGCUGUCCAACACCCUUUGGCCAAUGAUAGGGAAGGCCCUGCGUCAGUAUCAUCGAGAGCAUAAGAAGCUGCCCGCCCGUAUAGUAUUUUAUCGGGACGGUGUCAGCUCAGGUUCUCUAAAGCAGCUAUUUGAGUAUGAGGUGAAGGACAUCAUAGAAAAACUGGAAGCGGAAUAUAAGCGAGCCAAUUCUGCUCCACCGCAGUUAGCUUACAUUGUGGUUACCAAAUCGAUGAACGCGCGUUUCUUUCUCAAUGGACAAAACCCACCGCCUGGAACUGUCGUCGACGACGUUAUUACUCUCCCCGAACGCUACGAUUUCUAUCUGGUUUCGCAACAAGUUCGCCAGGGAACAGUGUCGCCGACGAGCUACAACGUCCUUUACAGUAACAUGGGUAUCAGCCCCGAAAAAAUGCAAAAGCUCACCUAUAAGAUGUGCCAUUUGUACUACAAUUGGUCGGGCACCACACGUGUGCCUGCCGUUUGCCAGUAUGCCAAAAAACUUGCUACCCUUGUCGGUACAAACUUACACUCCAUUCCGCAAAAUGCGCUUGAAAAGAAGUUUUAUUAUCUUUAAAUCUGUAUUUAUUAAGAAAAACUUUACGCCGUAAGAGGCAGUAAAAAAACUAGCCCAGGCCUUUUCGUUUUACAAAUAUUUUCCUUUUUGUUUAAACACUUCUGCAUUAAGAUGAAUAUGUAACCAUAAUCCGGUUAAAAUUCCUUCUGAAAAAAAUCCUAUUUAAAACACUUAAGAUUUAAAAUUAAUUUGACAUCUACAAUUUCCGGUAUUUAAUCAUUACCAAUGGAAAUCUUGUCAAAGUUACUAAUAAACAAUAAAAAGAAAAUUCAAGAACACGAAA
Molecule: messenger RNA, 2928 nt
Organism: Drosophila suzukii
Lineage: Eukaryota; Metazoa; Arthropoda; Insecta; Diptera; Drosophilidae
Gene: piwi
Product: P-element induced wimpy testis
Biological process (GO): regulatory ncRNA-mediated gene silencing
Cellular component (GO): P granule
Molecular function (GO): piRNA binding; RNA endonuclease activity; protein binding
Source: RefSeq, a predicted model, not a curated record